Molecule: messenger RNA, 1170 nt
Organism: Fonsecaea multimorphosa CBS 102226
Lineage: Eukaryota; Fungi; Ascomycota; Eurotiomycetes; Chaetothyriales; Herpotrichiellaceae
Exons: 1
Coding region: 1-1170 (389 amino acids)
Biological process (GO): mannitol catabolic process
Cellular component (GO): cytosol
Molecular function (GO): mannitol-1-phosphate 5-dehydrogenase activity
Source: RefSeq, a predicted model, not a curated record
AUGGUUGGCACAGCCGUCCACUUUGGCGGUGGCAACAUCGGCCGUGGUUUCAUCGCGGAGCUGCUCCAUGAGACUGGUUAUGAAGUCAUCUUCGUCGAUGUCGUCGACGACCUCAUCAACCGAAUCAACGCCUCCAAAUCGUACAAGAUCACCGAGGUUGGUGAAGAGGGGGAGAAGAGCAAGGUCAUCACAAACUACCGUGCGAUCAACUCAAAGUACAACAUGGACGAGGUUGUGCAGUGCAUCGCUGACGCCGAUAUUGUCACCUGUGCUGUCGGCCCCAACGUCCUCAAGUUCAUUGCCAAGCCGAUUGCUGAUGGCAUCGCGGCACGCACAAAGUCCAAGCCUCUUGCCGUCAUUGCCUGCGAGAACAUGAUCAACGCUACCGAUGCCCUCAAGGCCCUCAUCACCGACGAGAAGAACAUGAAGCCCGAGGUGCUCAAGGAGCUUGACUCCAAGGCCGAAUUUGGCAAUUCUGCUAUUGACAGAAUCGUCCCAACCCAGCCUCCGCAUGCCAACCUCGAUGUUGUCAUCGAGAGCUUCUUUGAGUGGUGUGUUGAGACCACCGGCUUCAAGUCGGGCCAUCCAAACGUCAAGGGCAUCCACUGGGUCGAUGACCUCGAGCCAUAUAUCGAGCGUAAGCUGUUCACCGUGAACACCAGCCACGCUACUGCCGCCUAUUUCGCCUACAACAAGGGUAUCAAGACCAUCCAUGAAGCCAUGGCAGAUCCCGAGAUCCGGCAAGAAGUCCAUGAGGCCCUCGAAGAGACUGCGCACCUCAUCAGCGGCAAACAUGGCAUUACCCCAGAGGAGCAACAGCAGUACGUCGAUACCAUCAUCUCUCGCAUCUCCAACCCGCACCUUGAGGAUGUCCCUGUCCGUGUCGGUCGUGCACCGCUCCGAAAGCUUGGUCGCAAAGAGCGCUUCAUUGGUCCCGCUGCUCAGUUGGCCGAACGUGGCUACGAUGUGACUGCUCUGGUCCGUGGUGUGGAGAUGGCGCUUCGAUUCCAGAAUGUGGAAGGUGACGAAGAGAGCAAGGAAUUGGCACAAAUCAUGAGCACCUUGGGUCCCGAGGAAGCAACCACCAAGCUCACUGGUCUUGAGCCAAGCCACCCCCUUUACCCCAAGAUCCUGGAGAAGGUCAAGAUCGUCCAGAACGAGAAGAAGUAA